GCUGUUCAGAAGAUUGCCAUUUAAAACGCAUAACUUAAUUCAAACAUUUAACUUCUGUAGGUGUUAUUUAAAAAUACGCAUUGGGAGAAGUAAUCUAGUUGGUUGUAUAUCUCCGAGGGACGAGUGAAACUGCAGAUAAACGGUGUUUGUACAUGUGCAGGAUGGAGCUGCGGCCACUUGUCAUGUGCUUUGCUCUCUGUGUGGUUUAUGCCACCAGCAAACCCACAGAGAAGAAGGACCGUGUUCACCACGAUGACCCCCUAAGUAACCGAGAGCACGAUGAUUCAGAGAACUUUGACUAUGACCACGAAGCCUUUCUGGGACAAGAGGAGGCCAAGACCUUCGACCAGCUCACACCAGAGGAGAGCAAGGAGAGGCUCGGCAUGUUGGUUGAACGUAUAGAUGACGAUAAGGAUGGCUAUGUGACUGUUGAGGAGAUGAAGAAGUGGAUCAAACACGCUCAGAAGAGAUGGAUCUAUGACGACGUGGAUCGGCAGUGGAAGAGUCAUGACCUCAAUGGGGAUGAAUUGGUGUCAUGGGAGGAGUAUAAGAAUGCCACAUAUGGAUAUAUUCUUGACGACCCCGACCCUGAUGAUGGCUUUAGCUACAGGCAGAUGAUGAAUCGUGAUGAGAGGAGAUUCAAAAUGGCUGACCAAAACAACGACAUGAAAGCCAACAAGGAGGAGUUCACAGCCUUCCUUCACCCCGAGGAGUACGACCACAUGAAAGACAUUGUAGUGUUGGAAACUAUGGAAGACAUUGACAAGAAUGGAGAUGGUUUAAUUGAUCUGGACGAGUACAUCGGUGACAUGUACAACCAGGAGGGAGACGCAACAGAACCUGAGUGGGUGAAGACGGAGAGGGAACAAUUUACUGAAUUCAGAGACAAAAACAAAGACGGAAAGAUGGACAAGGAGGAGACCAGAGACUGGAUCUUGCCCAAUGAUUACGACCAUGCUGAGGCCGAGGCCAAGCAUCUGGUCUAUGAGUCAGAUGCAGACAAAGAUGGCCGUCUGACAAAGGCAGAAAUCGUGGAGAAGUACGACUUGUUCGUGGGCAGCCAGGCGACCGACUUCGGAGAGGCUCUCACUCGACACGACGAGUUCUAAGCUAAUCUACCUGGCACCCAAAGACUGUGUUCAUCCUGUAAACCACCUUACUGCUCUGACUGUGGACAGUGUGUUUUUGUUUUUUUUGUUUUUUUUGUUUGUUUGUUUUGUUUUUAAAAAAACAAGAUGAGCUCGACUAAUCCAACGCCACGGACAAUAAUUUAUUUGAUCUCUUGAAUGUGUCCCAUUGUACACACACUAAUGCCAAGUGUGUCCUCAAGCUCAGUUGUGCGUAAGAUUGGGAUAUAUAUCGCCAGCUUUUGCUCUGCUUCCACACACUAUCCUCGCCUUGUCCAGGUCAGGUGAAGGACAAACAGUGUUAGUGUUUUGUUUUUUCUUUUUGAAAGAAUUAUUUUAUGAAAUAGCCAUGUUUUGUUAAGAAAACCAUGAUAAAAAAAAUUAAGUUUAGACGUGCAGUAUACAGAAUAGUUUGUUGUUCUUUUUGCAAUGCACUGGACCGUGAAGAGUAAAACUGAUUUCUAGAGUUAGCUCUACUCCUCUGUCUAAUCAUGUAAUUGGGUCCAAAUUGAAUUCACUUGUACUUUGUUUUUGAUGUCUUUAUUGAUCAUAGUUUGAAAAUGCUGGAGUAGAGGAUGUUUGAAAUGAGGGGUAAAUGUUGAAUUCCAGUGACAAUGAAGACUAUUUGGACUAGUGCAAUACAGUAUCAUCAGUGGAACCGCGCUGUGUUUGCUAUAAUGGUCCCCCAAAACAUCCAUGGUAACGCAGGCUGCGCUGUGUGUUAGUUGAAGGAAUCAAGGUGACUUUAGGGACUGAUGGAUGCUUUGUCAAAUCUGCCUCUUCUUCUUUCUCAUCACCUCAAUGUUGUGUGUGUCUGCGUGUGAAUGUGUGUGUGUGUGUGUGUGUGUGGGUGCGUGUGUGUGUGUGUGUGUGUAUAUAUGUACUUGGAUUCUUGAUGAUUGACUCCCCCUUUUUUCAAUGUUAUGUUUUGAGUUUUGUGUGAUUCAGCUGAACUACUAACUCAUUUGUGUGCCAAGCAAAAAAAAAAAAAUCUUUGUCCUGUUUUGUAGGCAGUUUAAAAAAAACACUUUCUCCUUCAUAUCUUGGGAGCUAAAUAUGUUUGUUAUGCUUGUAUUAUCAGUACCACCAUUUAUAACCACUGUUGAUAAUUUUUAUGGUAUACUAUAAUGUACAUGAUAAUGUUUUUUUACAGGCUCACUGCAGCGACUUGCCUUUCACGAGUGACUUUACUGUAUAUAAGUUGUUGGUCUGCAACUGAGCACUCUAAUAACAAUCAGGUCCAGUUUUUGUGAUUGAGAAGAAUGUCUCAAUAAAACAAAUAAAAUUGGAGCUUUUA
Thunnus maccoyii (southern bluefin tuna) is the source of this 2424-nucleotide messenger RNA. RefSeq names its product calumenin b (gene calub). The record is from RefSeq and is a predicted model, not a curated record. The transcript is spliced from 7 exons. The coding region runs from base 153 to 1109 and encodes 318 amino acids. Gene Ontology annotation, molecular function: calcium ion binding. Lineage: Eukaryota; Metazoa; Chordata; Actinopteri; Scombriformes; Scombridae. Gene Ontology annotation, cellular component: endoplasmic reticulum.